Messenger RNA from Lodderomyces parapsilosis, 765 nucleotides. RefSeq names its product mismatch-specific DNA-glycosylase. Gene Ontology annotation, biological process: base-excision repair, AP site formation. NCBI's taxonomy places the organism in Eukaryota, Fungi, Ascomycota, Pichiomycetes, Serinales, Debaryomycetaceae. The transcript has a single exon. The record is from RefSeq and is a predicted model, not a curated record. Gene Ontology annotation, molecular function: mismatch base pair DNA N-glycosylase activity. Bases 1 to 765 code for a protein of 254 amino acids.
AUGUCAAAAUUAUCAAGAAACCCAAAAAAAACGAGGCAAAGCUCCACUUCUAAAGGAAGGACGCGAAAACGCGUCAUCAUUGAUAGAACAACAUUGCCAGAUUUGCGUCCAUCUUUAAGUACCCAAAUGACAAUCUUAUUCAUUGGAGACAAUCCAGGAGUUCAAUCAUCUAUUCAACAACAUCACUAUGCUCACCACUCAAAUUUAUUUUGGAAAUUGUUUAAUCGGUCAGGAAUCUUGGAAAGAGUCGUUGCUGAAAGAAUAAAGAGUGGGAUCGCCAAUAGCCAGUUAUCGGAUGACAAGUUACUUUGUGAUCUUAUCACGCAAGGGUGCUCAGCAAAGGACGACUUUGAUUUGAUAACGUAUGGUAUUGGAUUCACGGGUCUAUCACCACGAUGCACGACCACAGCAUCUCAAUUGACAAGCAAGGAGAAAUUGGCUGGUAUUCCACGUCUUUUAAAAGAUAUUGAAUUCAGCAAGCCCAAACAUGCAGCUGUUAUAGGAAAGGCAAUUUGGGAAACGAUUGUCAAGUACUAUUGUUUGAAAUUGGGGAUGAAGUUUAUUAAAUUGAGCAAGGAUAAUUUUAAAUGGGGUAAAGUUGAAGUUGGAUCCGAUGAACGAUACAACUCCAUCAUUGAGUUAUUGUAUUCACAAUUGCCUAGUGGGACUGCCAUUUAUGUGUUUCCAAACACGUCUGGAUUGGUUGCUAGUUUGUCAUUUCAAGAAAAAUUGCAACUUUGGCAAAAUUUGGCUGGAAAUAUAUGA